This is a messenger RNA of Corticium candelabrum, 760 nucleotides long. RefSeq names its product serine/arginine-rich splicing factor 12-like. The transcript is spliced from 6 exons. The record is from RefSeq and is a predicted model, not a curated record. Gene Ontology annotation, cellular component: spliceosomal complex. Gene Ontology annotation, biological process: positive regulation of mRNA splicing, via spliceosome. NCBI's taxonomy places the organism in Eukaryota, Metazoa, Porifera, Homoscleromorpha, Homosclerophorida, Plakinidae. Gene Ontology annotation, molecular function: RNA binding. The coding region runs from base 46 to 624 and encodes 192 amino acids.
UUAUCCGGGCGUUUGAAAGUGUUAAUCGAUUGUUUGGUGUCUGGGAUGUCGCGCUCGGCGGUAGACCGCUCUGCGAACACGUCUCUCUAUGUACGCAAUCUCAGCUACAGCUGUAGACCUGAGGAGAUACGUCGAAUGUUUGGGAAGUAUGGAGCGAUCGUUGAUGUCUACAUACCACUGGAUUACUACACCAGGCAGCCGAGAGGCUUUGCUUACGUUCAAUUUGAAGACGUUCGCGACGCACAGGACGCGUUGCAUUAUUUGAACGGCACAGCGCUGCAUGGGCGUGAACUGGAGAUACAAUAUGCUGAGGGGGACCGCAAAACUCCGACGCAGAUGAGAGGGCGCGAACGCGGAAGCGGAGGAGGAGGAGGAGGUUACUACGGGAGAUCUCCGAGAUAUCGUCGUUCAAGAAGCGGUAGCCAACGCAGACGCAGGCGUAGCCGCUCUCGCUCCGCCUCGCCGCGCUAUCGACGGCGCCGUCACCGCUCUCCGUCUCGCAGCGGCGGCAGCAGCCGGUCCGUGUCCAGGUCUCCGGUCAGACGACGGAGCCGCAGCGGAGAAAGGCGUUCGCACUCUCGCGGCAGCAGCCGAAAGGCCAGUCGGAGCGGGUCACGUGAUUGAUGAUUUGGAUAGAACUGUUCCGUGAAGUGGACGAGGGAGUGUAUGGAUGAAUGUGUAGAUGUGUUUGUCUGUGUAUUGCUGUGCUAGUCGUAGUACACAUUGGUAGCCAAUUAAUGCCGUCGAUUUUUUUGGUUUU